Xyrichtys novacula (pearly razorfish) is the source of this 3608-nucleotide messenger RNA. NCBI's taxonomy places the organism in Eukaryota, Metazoa, Chordata, Actinopteri, Labriformes, Labridae. The record is from the annotation of a GenBank genome assembly.
AUGCAGGAGCGUCCUGCCAGGUCAGGAAUGCUGCUUCGCUGUUACGAAGCGCGAGGCCUCAGAUGGAGAUAUGACAAGCUAAUAGCCCCCAACCCGCCAUCACCACCACCACCACCACCGGCGCUCAGACAGACAGCGAUCAGCUCAGAGAAAAAUGUGAAGCUCUGCAGAGAAAUGUCAGGCCUUAAAGACACAGAAAUACUAAACUCCACUGAAGGGCUAUGAAAUCUGGGUCCACAAGAUAAGUCCUGAGAUAGAUCUGCUUUUUUUUUUAUAAGAGUCAGGUGAGCUGGAAAAGUUAUAACAAACUGGACGAGCUAAAGCAGGAGAGGAGAGAAAGGUCAGAUAUCAAUAACCCUCAAAAAUCGUCACCAACUUGCAGAGCAGAACAACUUUUUGAUGUUGUUUCUCACAUCGAACCAUCAUCUACCACAUGAACGUGAAGCUGUGUUGGAAAAGACCUGUAAACUUUGAUGACUGACCCGAUUUUAGAUUAGAUCAGAUUAGUUUAACUUUUCAGUUUUGAAAGUCUAUGAAAACUCUCUGCAGCGAGGCGAAUCAUAAAGAAAUAUUAGUCCAUAGUAAGGAAAGCCAUGUUCCCCCUCCACUACCACUUAUUUGAGUCGCAUGACGAUAUAACUUGUAAGUUCUUUUGAAGACACAGACACUUCUUCACCAGGUACAAUCACCGUUAAGACUGUUUGUCAGAUAGCCACACUGCAGGUUAUCGUCAAACUUUAUACAAAGAGAGAUAAAGUCGUUUUUCUGACAAUCUCAUCCUGUCCAAUAAAACGGAAACAGAAGCUAACUCAGUUAAGUAAGCUCAUAAAAGCCUGUCUUGUUUCUGUGAUUUAACAUAAACGCCAGUAUUUUGGGAAAUCCUCUGUUCUCAGUAUUCUCAGCUCUAUUUUAAAGUCUUUGACCUUAAAUUCUGAGUCACACUGAUGACUCCUGAUAUAAUAAUAACCGGUAGAAAAUGUGAACCUUGAUGGGAUUAAGUAUGAAAGUUCGAGGAAUCCUUCGUGAAAGAAAAGGAUUAGAAAUAUCCAGCAGUAAGAAGCGCCACAGGCUGCAGCCUCAGCUGUGAUUUACGAGCCCGUGGUUCCCUCGACUUCAUCUGAUUUACUUUUCUAUGAACCCGACGGCAUCAUAACAAUUUUUUAGCUGAAAAUAUCUCUCCUUCGGGGGCUCCAGGGUGGCCCCACACCUUUGCCUCCCCUGCUACAGAAUAGAUCUAAAAGAAUUAUACUCGCUCAGGCUUUGUUUCCACAUAUAAUCACACAAAAGGAUUUCUCCUGAAAAUGAUCAUAAAUCACAGGCCGGAUCAAUACGCCCGGCCCGGGCUGCACUAGCCUGAUAACACAAUCAAUACGGGGUAUUUGGAUUUUAAUUAAUACAUGACAACGCCCAGGACCUGAAACAGUGAAAUAUGACCUCAGUCCCUUUUGAAAUACGUCCUGCAGAGCAUCACACGCCACAGCUCAUCAGACGUCAAUGUGAUCUACCUGAUCCGCUGAAGACAGGGACAAGCUGAGAGACAGAGAGCAGGAGGAAGAGGAGGAGGAGGAGGAGGAGAGUGGACAUGGAGACCAGGGUGAACAAGGCCAAGAAUCAGUCCAACAUCUCUAUGAGGUUGAAUUAGAGAGGAGAGAUCGGAGUGUUUCAAGACACUCCUCAUACGUCGAUCUGAUUUUACAUCAUCAAGAUGAUCAAAUCACUGCGACUCAGUCUUCAUGUAAAUACUAAAAUAUGCCAUCACUCAAAUAGCGACUCAUCCUGAGAGGACAAGUGACUCCUGUUAAAAACCUGUUUACAUUUUCUGAGAUUUUUAUUAAAAUAUAUUAAGAUAUUUAACAAAAUAUAACGUUUAAAAUGCAGGAAAUCAACAUGGUGGUUGGGAUUCAUCCUCUGGAGAGAAGUAGUAUCAAUUCAACAUUUUGGAAAUACGGAUCUAAAUUUAUCAAGAUAUUUUAGCAAAAUUUUAAAUUAUCAGUCGAUGUUCUACUGAAUACUUCAGGGGGUUUUCAGAGUUAGGGUUUAUUUUCUGGGGACCCUGAAAAACUUUUUUCAGACAUUUGGAGAUGGAAGUCUAAAAUUUUGCUGGAUUUUUAAGAAGCAAAUCAACAACAUUGAAAUACUUGUUGCUCUGUCUGAUUAUAAAAGAUGUAUUAAAGGCAGAGUUAUUGGUGUUCAUCUUCUGAGGAUCAGGAAAACCUCUUUUCUGAUUUUCAGACACAAUGAUCUAAAAUUUCUGAAGCUUUUUAAGCAAAAGAAUCAACAACGCUGAUCUACUCCUAACCCAAUUAAUAACUAAGGGAGUCAGCAGAGUUAUUGGUGUCUAUCCUCUGGGGACAAGGAAAAUCUUUUCAAGAAAUACAUUUAAAAAAGCCACGCAAGUUUACUUGGGAUUUUCCUCUAAAAACAGAACACAUUAAUGUAAUUGUGGCUCUAUUCAAUAACUCAGGAGGUCAGCAGAGAUAUUGGUGUUCAUCUUCUGAGGAUCAGGAAAACUCCUUUUUUGAUUUUCAGACACAAUUAUCUAAAAUUUCUGAAGAUUUUUUUAGCAAAGGUAUCAACAACAUUUACCUACUUGUAACACAAUUUAAUAAUUCAGGGAUUUAGCAGAGAUAGUGGUGUUCAUCCUCUGGGGACCAGGAAAAUAUUUGGAAAAAGUCAAUUAAAUUUUCUUGGGAUCUUCCUCAAAAAAACAAAAACACCAAUGUAAUCGUGGCUUUAUUCAAUGACUCAGAGUUAUUGGUGUUCAUCCUCUGGGGACUAGGAAAACCUCUUCUGAAUUUUAGACACAGUAAUUUAAAGAAUCAACAACACUGAUCUACUUCCAAUUCUAUUUAUUAAUUCAGGGAUUUAGCAGAGAUAUUGGUGUUCAUCCUCUGGGGACCGAGAAUGUAUACAAGAAGUCAGCACAAAAAAUCUAAAAGUAUAAAAUAAAAAAAUCAAAGUAUUAACCUACAUGUGUCGAAUAAAAUGUUGUGACCAGUGAAGUUGAAUUUGUUCAUCCUCUGGCGACUAUGAAUCUAAAAUGUAAGAUACUGAGAUCAUUCGUAGUGUGGCGGACUGGCCUGCAGACACAUGCAGGAGUCACUCUGCUUACAUGUUUUAAAACAAAGCCUGAUCACCCGAGUCCAUCUUCACGUCCCCGCGGAGAGACCAACAAUUGUCAGGACCGAUAUGGAGGCUCAGACGGGCUGCGGUGCAAUAUCCAAAACCUUCACUCAGCAGUUAUUGCAGCUGAAUGAGAGCGGGUCCUUCAUCCCAAAACACAAAGCAAAGGGGGAAUAGACCAAAAAGAAAUCAAAAGUGAACAAAGAGGGAUUGAACAGAGAGCGCAGGGUGAUAGACAGCAGCGAGACAGGGCUGUUAGGUUAUGUAGACCCAGGCCCGAGUGGCUGGGAAAUUUCUGAUCGCUUUAAUUCACUACACCCAACUUGGCUCUCUGCUUUUAUCUAACACUGUGUUUCUGUAUUGAUUUUUUCUCUUUAUCUUCCAGGCCGGAUAAGAGGACAGAGAAGUACGGGAGUGAGAGUGAAUGGAGAACUUUCCUGAAGAUUGCUGCUAUUCUCCGCCUUAUUGCCUCCUGUCCUUCAUGA